AUGUGCCUAUGCAGCCAGAAGAAUGCCACCACGCCAGUGAAUCUAUUGGGUUUGGGCAGAGCAUAUGCUCUGGCUUUUGCUGAAAGAGGAGCUUCAGUAGUUGUGAAUGAUCUUGGAGGUGAUUUCAAGGGAUAUGGCAAGAGCUCCUCAGCUGCUGACAAAGUUGUCAACGAAAUCAGAGCGAAAGGAGGGAAAGCAGUACCCAAUUAUGAUUCAGUGGAAGAUGGUGAAAAGCUGGUGAAGACAGCACUCGAGGCUUUUGGGAGGAUAGAUAUUGUUAUAAACAAUGCUGGGAUCCUAAGAGACCGUUCAUUUGUUCGGAUAAGUGAUGACGAUUGGGAUAUAAUUCAUAGAAUUCAUUUGAGGGGUUCGUUCCUGGUCACCCGAGCUGCAUGGAAUCAUAUGAAAAAUCAGAAAUUUGGCAGAAUAAUUAUGACUUCCUCAGCUGCUGGAAUAUAUGGAAACUUUGGUCAGGCAAACUACAGUGCUGCAAAACUUGGCCUUUUGGGUCUUUCAAACACAAUUGCAAUUGAAGGCCGGAAGUAUAACAUCCACUGCAACACAAUUGCUCCUACUGCUGGAUCCAGACUGACCCAGACUGUCAUGCCACAAGAUCUGGUCGAUGCUUUCAAACCAGAGUAUGUUGCUCCCUUAGUUGUUUGGCUUUGCCACGAGAGCUGUGCGGAGAAUGGCAGUCUGUUUGAGGUGGGAGCUGGAUGGAUUGGAAAAUUGCGCUGGGAGCGAUCCUUGGGUGCUAUUGUCAGAGGAAAGAAUCAGCCAAUGACGCCUGAAGCAGUGAGAGAUAAAUGGGAGAAGGUCUGUGACUUUGAUAACGCCAGCAAACCCAGAAGUAUCCAAGAGUCCAUAAGUGUAUUGAAUGAUGCUCUAAGUCAGAUAGAGUCUCAAGGGAAUGUUUCUAUGAAUUCAACAAGCUCUGGAUCAAUGGUCUCUUCAUUUGUUGACACAGCAAGCAUUGUUGGCCGGGAAUUGGCUACCAACGUGUAUGAAUAUACUCACUUAGAGCCUAUUCUAUAUGCCCUUGGUGUGGGAAUGUCAACUAAGGAUCCAGAUCACCUAAAAUUUCUCUUUGAAGGAAGUGAAGACUUCUGCUGUUUACCUAGCUUUGGAGUAAUUCCUGCUCAGACUUCAAUGUUUGAUGGUGUUCCUUCUCUUCCAGGACUAAAUAUUGAUCUCACAAAGAUGCUGCAUGGUGAGCAAUAUCUGGAACUGUAUAAACCAUUACCAACCUCAGGGCAAUUGACUUCCGUUUCAACCGUUGCUGAUAUUCUCGACAAAGGAUCAGGAGCAGUCUUGCUUAUAGAUGUGAAUACCUAUUGUGGAAAGGACCUGGUGUGUUAUAAUCAGUUCUCUUUGUUUUUCGUUGGAGCUGGAGGAUUUGGUGGAAAACGAGUAUCAGAAAAGGCCAAGGUAACAGUGAAUCCACCCGAGAGACCCCCUGAUGCUGUAAUUUCUGAUGUCACAACAGCUGAUCAGGCUGCCCUAUAUCGGCUGAGUGGGGAUUGGAAUCCUUUACAUGUUGAUCCAAGUUUUGCUGCUCUUGGAGGAUUUAAGAAGCCUAUACUUCAUGGACUAUGCUCCUUUGGAUUUGCUGCUAGAAACGUUUUGAAGCAGUUUGCAAAUAAUGAUGUGAACAGAUUCAAAGCGAUCAAGGUCUGUGUUCUUUCACGGUUUCCAGGACAAACUUUACAAACAGAAAUGUGGAAGGAAGGAAAUAAAAUCCAUUUUCAGACUAAGGUCAAAGAGACUGGAGAAGUUGCUAUUGCAGGGGGCUAUGUGGAUAUAGUACCAGCCUUGGAUAAGCCUUCUGCUCAGGAGCCUCUGAAGACUGCAGGGCUGCAGAGUGACCUUGUGUUUGAAGAAAUUGGUCAUCGCGUAAAACAGAUUGGAAAUGAAUUGGUAAAGAAAGUAAAUGCCAUAUUCCAAUGGGACAUCACUAAAGAUGGAAAAACAGCAAUGCAGUGGACAAUUGACUUAAAGAAUGGCUCUGGAGCAGUGUAUCAAGGACCUGCAAGAAGUUCUGCUGAUACCAUCUUCACUCUCUCAGACGAGGAUUUCAUGGACGUGGUACAACAAAAGACCAACCCCCAAAAGGCAUUCUUUUCUGGUAAACUAAAAGUGAAGGGAAACAUCAUGCUGAGCCAGAAGUUGGAAAUGAUCCUGAAAGAUUAUGCCAAACUCUGAACUGCUUGAUCAUCUACCACAGCAGUGAAGAACUUCAGAAGAUAGAAACUUCAAUUAGUUCAGAACCAAUGAUUGAAACAUUUGCAGGCUACUUAACAUCAAUGUACUAAUUCAUUAUACUGCUAAUAUACAAGCUGUUUUAAUUGCUGUAGACAGAAAAUUAUGAAAUGAAUGUAACUGUUAUUAUUAUCCCUUUUUUGUUUCACAGCAGUGGUAGAGAAUCAUACUUUCCUCAUUGCACAACUUUAUCUGAAUAAAAUGUAUGUAGUUCUUACGAAGAUGCAUAUAUUUCUAUAUUAAUUCUGAAGAAAAUUAAACCAAUACACCUCUUUGAUAUCUCCUUC
This is a messenger RNA of Aptenodytes forsteri (emperor penguin), 2546 nucleotides long. RefSeq names its product hydroxysteroid 17-beta dehydrogenase 4 (gene HSD17B4). Bases 1 to 2202 code for a protein of 733 amino acids. The transcript has 24 exons. NCBI's taxonomy places the organism in Eukaryota, Metazoa, Chordata, Aves, Sphenisciformes, Spheniscidae. Gene Ontology annotation, molecular function: oxidoreductase activity. The record is from RefSeq and is a predicted model, not a curated record.